GUAAUAAUUGUGGUGCUCGCAAGUAAAAAAUUAUGUGUCAAAGUGUAGGGCAAUAGAAGGGACGAUGAAUUAUUACUUUAUAUUCAUUAUUUGAUAUUGAAGUAUAUUGUAAACACGAUAAUCCAUAACUUUAGUUAAAUUUUAUAUGUGUCAUGUCCGAUCGGAGACGCAAGUCUUGUUAGGGCGUGUAAUCCAGAUCGACACAUCUGGUGAUCCUUUCCAUUACCAAUUGGCUGCCUUUCUCGCUAAUUGGCAAUUUAUUUAGUGUUGUUAAACAUUUAACAUCAAUUCCAGCAUUCCUUUAUCCGCUAAAAACAUCCUAUAGUCCCAUUCUCGUUAAAUUAUUUGUUUGUCAUACAUACAUCUAUUUAGUAGCAUGUGAAAUUGUGAGUCUGCGAAUAUUUUUCAAGUAUUGUGACCGUAUGUACAUAUUUAACAGUUCUGUGUCUGUUAGCGAUAGUCAGCUCGGUGUUGUGAUGUGUUUAUCAAGUAAUUAUACAAUAUUAUAUUACUGUAUACCAACUGUGUGAUAAGAUUGCUAAAAUGGCAAAAAAGUCGGAAAAUACCGGCGGGAAAUUGGUGACGGUGUCUGUGGUCGGGCUGUCUGGUACGGAGAAGGAGAAAGGCCAGCUGGGCGUCGGCAAGUCGUGCCUCUGCAACAGAUUCGUUCGCACGCACGCCGACGAUUACAACGUGGACCAUAUCUGCGUGUUGAGUCAGUCUGACUUCAGCGGGCGCGUGGUCAACAACGACCACUUCCUGUACUGGGGCAGCGUGCAGAAGGACAACGACGAGCAGGAGUACAGGUUCGAGCUGGUGGAACAGACGGAGUUCGUCGACGAUGCGUGCUUCCAGCCAUUCAAAGUUGGCAAAACGGAACCAUACGUGAAGCGAUGCGUGGCGACGAAACUCCAGUCCGCCGAGAAGUUGAUGUACAUCUGCAAGAACCAGCUGGGGAUAGAGAAGGAGUACGAGCAGAAGCUGAUGCCUGACGGAAAGCUGACGGUGGACGGGUUCCUAUGCGUGUACGAUGUCAGCCUGGUGCCUGGCAGGACUUGGGAGAAGCAGAACGAAAUAAUAGCGACGAUCCUGCAGAACAUCCUGAAGCUGAAGAAGCCCGUGGUGCUGGUGACCACCAAGAACGACGAGGCCAGCGAGCUCGGCGUGCGCGAGGCCGAGCGCCUCGUGCAGCGCAAGGAGUUCAAGGGCUGCAUCCCGCUCGUCGAGACCUCCAGCCACGACAACGUCAACGUCGACCACGCCUUCUUCCUGCUGGCGCAGAUGGUCGACAAGUCCAAGGCCAGGAUCAAGGUGGCGAACUAUGCCGAAGCGCUGCGCAUACGCCGCGAGACGCUCGACUUCGUCACCGAGGCUUUCACACAACUCAUCAGGAUCCACGUCGAGGAUCACAAAGAGAUGUGGUCCGCGGCGAGUAAGAGGCUGUGCCACUACCCGGAAUGGAUUAAGUUCGUUCAGCAGUUUGGAAAUGAUGGGACUCAGGUUGUGUUUCGUCGUCACAUCAGGCGGUUGAAGGAGGAGAGGUCUGCCAAGAAGCUUCGCAAGCAGUUGGCCAAGCUGCCUCAGGUGUUGUCCAGGCUGCAGCUGCCCACCGAAGAUCUGCAGGAGAAUGACUGGCCCAUGGUGGUCCGGCAGCUACGCUCCCACCGUGACUUCUCGGUGUACUUCAGCGAGGGACGAAACACGGAAUCGUGUUCGGAAUCUGGAUCAGAGCUGGACAGCCCUUUGGCCAUCGACACCACGCUCAGGGUCGGAGAGCGGGCCAGGUAUCAGACGUUGGGUCAGUCACAGAAGAUUCCGUACGAGAUAUUGGAGACGAAUGAGGCGGCGGCGGUGUUUAAGACGUUUCUGCAUGAGGCUCAAGAGGAACAGAGGAAUUACGAAUGGUGCCAGCAGUUCAAGCGGCUGCUGGAGGAGACGGGGUACGUGACGCCGGGCAAGCAGCUGUCCGAGGUGCGCGUGCUGCUCAUGGGCCGCGAGUGCUACGAGGCGCUCUCCGACGACCAGCAGCAGCGCGUGUACGACACGCACCAGCGCCACAUACAGCGCCGCGCCAAGCACAACUUCCAGGAACUACUCUUGGAGCAUGCGGACCUGUUCUAUCACUUCAAGAGCAUAUCGCCGACCGGCACCAUUACCCAGGAGGACAUCAAGGAAAUUACUGACGUACUCCAGGAUGAUUUUAGGUACAAGAUGCUGGACCGCAUGGAGCAGGACCGCAAGCUGAUGCUGUUCCAGCACCUCGGGUUCGUGCACUGCCCCAUGCGCGAGCACUGCCCCGCCGCCGCCAACUGCCUCGACGCCACGCUGCCCGUCAUACUCAACACUAGAGUCGGGUCACUGACAUCUACCGGCGAGUCCCAGUGUCACGCGGGACCCCCGGCCGCGCCGUGGGCUCUCACUACUGACUCCAACCAGAUCAACGUCAUCAUAUUGGGUGCGGAGGGCGUGGCGGGCGAGUUCGGCAAGCGGCUGGUGGCGGGCUGCGACGCCGAGCGGCGCGUGGCGGCGGGCGGCGUGGCGUGGCGCCUCGACACGCGCGUGCGCGACCACCACCUCGCGACGGACGCCGACGCCGGCGACGACUUCGCGCCCAACGGAUAUUUCUGCGUGUAUCAAGAUCAAGAAUCAUUCGAGUACAUCAGAGGAUGCGCUGAGAAGACUCUUCUCUCAAGUCUGGAGCAAGAGGACAAACUGCCGUUUCAAGGAUUACCGCUGGUAGUAAUGUUCGUACAAGACGAUGGAAUGGAUAAGAAAGAAAUGACGAGAUUGCAAGAGGAAGGACAAAAUCUAGCCGAUAACCUGCACUGCUCGUACAUGGAGGCGUCGGUGACGGAGCUGGGCACGGAGGCGCUGACGGCGGACGCGGUGCAGGAGCUCGUGCGCGCCAACCGCGACAAGGCCAGCUACGCGCAUCUCUACCGGGACGUCAUCGUCUGCUUCGACUCCGACAUACGAAUAAUGGUGUGCAUGUUCUGCGACGAUCCGUAUUCGCCGGAGAGAGUGCUGAGCCCUCUGUUGCUUCACCGGAACUGUUUUCUCACUGGCGAUAGAUCCAUCGUCAUCGAGACCUUCCUCGGCGACUCCAAGCGGAAGGUCGAGGUGAUAAUAUCGAGUUUCCACGGUGCUACUCAGUUCAGGGAGGAGUUGAUCCACGGCUUCAUUCUGAUUUACUCCGCUAAGAGGAAAGCCAGUUUGGCGACAUUGAACGCGUUCUCGAUGAACAUACCGAACCUGCCGAUCCAGAUGGUUGCGGUGACGGAGGGUGGAGGCUCCGCGGCGACCGCGUUCUUCGGCACCGACGUGGGCCACGCGCUCCUCACCGAGGGCAACGCCACCGCCGACCGACUCGGCGCACACUUCGCCACGUACUCCGACAGGCCUGAGACUAAGUCGGCGUUCUACACGCCGUUCUUCAAGGAGGUGUGGGAGCGCAAGGGCGAGAUAGAGCGCGCGUUCCGCAUGGAGGCGCCGCACGCGCGCGCGCUGCACGCGCUGCACGCGCACGCGCCGCACGCGCCGCACGCCGCGCACAACCUGCCCGACGUGGCCGCCGCGCGCCCGCAGCCGCCGCCCCGCGACCACUCCUACAGGCUCAACAACAUGAGAGAUCAUAAGCUAACGAAUUCUUUGGAUCUGCUGAUCGGCCCUGACUCUCGAGCUGACAUCGAUUCGGAGUACAGCGACACACUAAACAAUUCUAAGAAUAGAGGAUUUUUGAAAGGGUUCAGCGUGUACCCGCCGCCGAGCACGCCGCCAGAGCCGGCGCCGCCCGACCACAGGAUGCAUGCCGAUUUGUCACACGGCGGUUGCGCCUGGCCGGCGGGCGGGGCGGGCGGGGCGGGCGGCGCGGGCGGCGCGUACGCAGCGCGCGCGUUCACGACGGGCCGCGCGCGGCCGCACCCGCACCACCACCGGCCCAGGCACUCGCAGACGCUCAAGCAACCUGGCAAACUCGACAUGAACAACUACACGAUGGUGAGCGACGCGCUCCAACACAUCACCAUCGGACCGCCGCCACACUCCAGAGAUAGAAAGUCUCAGCGGUCCGGCUGGUCACACUCGAGUAGCCAGCAGAGUGGUCACCAUCACCAUCCUUCGGGAGUCAGCUCCGAAACUGAACUGGACGUGCAAUACGCUCAGAUUAAAGAAACCAACGAGUACAUGGAAGCGCCUUCGAUGACCAGGCUCAGGAGGCAUAGAAGACACGAGAAGACGCCCCUACAUCAACCAUCCUUCUCGGAGACUGACAGUUCUGGGUCGAGCGAGGCGUCGGGCGGCGCGGGCGCGGCGGCCAGCGCGGGCGGCGCCGGCGCAGGCGCGCGCGCCCCGCGCCGCCGGCACCCGCACCACGCGCCCCGACACUACAAGAAACGGUCGUUAGGCAACUUAGUAGCAGUUCAGAGUCCCAGAGUGCCAAAACUGGGAAUGUUCGUCGGACCACCGGAGCUACCCACUGGAUACAGAGCGAGAACGCAAGAGGACAAAGCGGCAAGUGAGUCCAGUGAGGGCAGUUCCGACGGCGAGUCCCGGAGGCCGCGACCUCUGCCACCGCCGCCGCACCACGAGCCUACGCAUAAGAUGCUAUCGGGCGAGUAUCCAUCGUCAGCGCAAGACAACUCGUCGUCCAGCGCCGCCGACACGCGCCGUCGGCAGCAUCCCUUCAGCAAGCACGACAGGAGGCAUAAGGAGUUUUCCAAAAGCAAAGAUUCCAAAAAGAACUCGGCGCAGUUGCCGAACACGACGUCGCAUACAAACUGGGGACCUCAGGGCGCCCACGGCGUGCCGCUGUUCGUGGAGAAGUGCGUGGAGUUCAUCGAGCGCGAGGGCCUCGGCUCGGAGGGGCUGUACCGCGUGCCCGGCAACCGCGCGCACGUCGACAUGCUCUUCAACAAGUUCUAUGAAGAUCCUAACAUAGAUUUAGACUCGCUAGACAUCCCAGUGAACGCGGUGGCGACCGCGCUCAAAGACUUCUUCUCUAAGAAACUGCCACCACUGCUCGACGAGGCUAGUAUGGCACAGCUGGAAGAUAUCGCCACGAUGCGCGGCUGCAUCGCGGGCGGCGUGGAGCUGAAGGACCGCAGCUGGCGGCUGCUGGCGCUGCGCGCGCUGCUGCACACCGCGCUCACGCCGCUCGCGCGCACCACGCUCGACUACCUGCUGCACCACUUCGCGCGAGUGGCGGACAACUCAAAAUUGAACUCAAUGGACAGCAAGAACCUGGCGAUAUGCUGGUGGCCGACGCUUCUGCCGGUCCAGUUCUCUGACAUGGGCCGGUUCGAGAUGACGCGGCCGUACCUCGAGGACAUCGUUCAGACGAUGAUCGACCAGCAUCCGUUCCUCUUCCGCGGCCAGGAGGCGUUUGUCAUGGUGUGAGGGCAGUGUGAACCCACAAUGCAGGUUGCAUUCGUGAUGAACGACGUUUGACGUCAGCUAUUAGUGACGUCACGACGUGGCGCCCGCGUCCCGACGCCACUGAGCUCACACGACACGUCACCUUGCCCACAUCGACUCGCGCGAUAGCUCGGCGUGUCCCCUCACUAUUAUCCACCGCGCCAAACUAUCGACACUCGAUAAAACUAACGAUAUUUGUCGAUAAACGCACAAGUUUCGUUUCAUCUUCGUCGCCAACUAUCGGCAAGCUAUUGUUGUUUAAUGUAGGGUUUUUAAUAUAAAAAUACAUUGUCGAUAUUUCGGUAACGUUUGUGACGGACGACUUUUAUUUUUACAUGCGUUUUUCAUAUCAAUAUGCUUAGUGUAACGCUAUUGUUACGGAAUGCUUGCAUUUUGAUGUUUUUCAAAGCUUUUAUUUUUUUUUAAUUAAUGUAUUUUUUUUGUAUUUUUUUAUUUUUUAUUUAUUCAAUGUUCUAAAUUUUGAGUCAGUAUUUAUCUAGGUGUUUAUUGAAAUUAGUGGUUUUCAAUCGAUUACGAGUGAUCGUAUUUAUAUAAUCGAUUUGAAAUUGCCAUUUGAAGUUGUAUCGCAUUUGUAAUAGGGUUAAGGUUGGAAAUUCGUGCACAAAAAAAAAAACGGAAGCAACAAAAGGUUUUUAAAAUUAAGUAUUAUCGGGUAUAUGACGAUAACGUUUAUAUUUGUAUUAAUCAAAUUAUUGGCAACACCACGUAAAGAGCACAUUCCGUUCAGUCGAAAGUAAUUAUGAAAUAAUUGUUAAUAAUAAUGUUUAAAAUAGUGAUGUACGUGUAAUCAUCGGUUGAAACGAUUUGUGUGAAUCGAUCGGUCGGCUUGGAGCGGGAAGAGAAUGAAAGUGGAUUUUUUCCACAACAUUUCAAUGCUUCUUAUCUUUUAUACAAAGAGUUAUGAAACUAAUUUCUUUAGUUUGCAAACAAAGCGUAGGCUAUAUAUCUACUAUUUAUAUUUAGUUGGGCUUAUUAUAUCGCCUCAUUUGACAAAUAUUACUAUACAAGAAUUUAAUACCAAAUGCUUAAGGAUACAACUGUCUUACACAGCAAUUACAUUGUUAAAAAGUCCUUAACUAUAAAGACAUAGAGCAUAUAUUUCAAAUUCAUCCAGACAUAUAUAUAUUUGUUAAUAAUGCUCUACAUUUUUUGUUCACGCAUUCACUUUCAAUCUCGUCAUAUCACAUUAGAUAAUUAAGUCUCAAAUUGACAUUCCAUAUACGAUUAUAACAUCGAAAUAUGCUGUCCUGUAUUUUCAAGUGUGGAUUGAAAGAGACAACAAUCCGUUUCAAGUCGACUAAUAGUUAAGAGUUUGAUGUUAUGAAAUGCUUGCGUGCGUUUUUAAUGUAUUUAUUAUUAAAUAAUUGCGAUGUGUAAAUUGUUUUAUAUUUUGUUCCGUCACGGUUAGUGUUUAGAUGUUGAUCUUGCCGUUUGAUCUUAUGAUUUUGUGCUAACAAUUUGUGUAUGUUAACUGUGGUUUGGUAUUUUUGAUGACAGUCGAAAUCGGUGAUGAGUUAAAAGUUACUGGUAGACAUUUAGUUAGUCCAAACUUUUAUUUUUAUAGUUCACUGUAAAUUUUUUAUAGUGUUUGGAGUGUUAAUUUUUUUUUGCCGAAUAGUGCAGCUCAAUAAUAAGGCAUAUUUAUCGAAUAUAGUCUUAUGGAUAGUCGAUAAUUUUGUCUAUGUAUUACCUCCUUACUUUAAAGUUAGCGACAGCUAUAUAAAUGUAUUUUCAUAAUUACUUAUUAAUCGAUGUGCUCACAUUACUAUCGAUGUAUCGAUGACCGAUAUCGAUUGUCAUCCAACAAUAUAAUGGCAUGUUUUGCACUGGAGACUGAUUACACGUUUAGUUCCUCGGUUCGAAUCAUCGUUUUGACGCUUCGUUGAUCCAAAUACGCACGCAAAUAUGACUCCAAUCUGAUUCGGUUACUUUCACUUGAUAUCAGCUUAUUAGAUUAAUUUUUAUAUUAGUACGUAAAAUUCGUUGCUAUAAUGAUGUGGCUUGGCUCAUAGUAUUUAUACAAGAUAUUGGACUCAAAGCUUACAAGCUAAAUAAAAUUCAUUAUUAUUAUUUCGGAAGGAAUAAUCUAUUAUUAAAAUUUAAAAUUGAUUAUCAUUUAUUUCAAAGGUAAAGUUGCAGUAGAACAAUGUAUAUUUUACGUAAUUUCUAAUGAUAAUAAAUAUGUUAAACAAUAUCCCGGUGAGCCAAAUUGGUAAAACUUAAUUAUUUUUAAAUAAAUCAAAUGAAAGUAACCGAAUGACAUUACCAAUGGCCUAUUUUGUAUAUUUAAGUGUUUAUGGGUAGACUGAUGUAGCGUGUAUGUAAUAUUAUAAUUUCUAUCACAAUUUUCUUAAUUAGACGCUAUGAUUUAUUAACCAAAUUGAUUGUUUCCCUCGGCUAUACUUCUAAAGGUUGGGAAAAGUUCGAAUUAAUGAUCGAUAAGGCAGAAAUAUCCCGACUUGUUUCUAUAAUCUAUAGUUCUGCAUAUUUUCAAGUAGUCAUAAUUUCUAUAUUUCUUUUUUUUAUAUUUUUGAAUAAAAUCUUAAAGUCCAUUAACAUAAGGCCUUCUGCAUAAUUGAUAACUUUCUGCUUAAUUCUUAGCUAAAAGGAACGUAGUUAGUCGUAAAACGACUAUAAUUUCAAGGAAUGUUCGCUUUUUUUUAUCACUUGGGGUAUUUCUGUAUGGAUUUUUAUCGACUUUUGAAAAUCACGCUAAGCGUAGAUUUGCGAGGGCAGGGGCUGGUAUAAAAUAUAAUAUGAAUUAACAAGAAGCCGAGGCGAAUAUAGCACGUUUAUAUUUUUUAUAUUUAUUAUUUUAACAUAGUAGUUAUAAUUAUUAUCGUGAGUAUAAGUACAUUGUAGUGCUUUAUUUUUGUUGCCAAAAAACGUGCAAUGUAACGAUCCUGUUAUCACCGAUAUUUCCAUUAUUUCACACGAUAUUAGCAGAACGCGAGUUUCUCUAUGUGUAAGCAUUGCAAGUAAUGAAAUCUGUGUAACUAUUUAAUAAGUAUAUUUAAUAUAUUAGGUGUUUCCAUUAAGCGUAGGCUGUAAGGUAUUUAUUAAGUUUUUAUCGAUAUGAUAAUGUCAUUAUAUCAUUGUCCCUUUCACGCAACCGCUCCGCUUGUACCGCCGGCGUGCGUGCGUGAAAGGGAUGCAAAUAUCAAGUCCAUUAGGGGAAUGAUGUGAUGGAAUUUUUUAUAUUUUACUAUGAAUCGAAAAAGACAUAGAGCCUACCUGUGUUUCAAUUUUAUUUUUCUAUUAAUAUUCGCUUUUCUUGUCGAUCUCACGGGUGUGUGUAAUUAUUAUUUUAGUCCAAAUACCUUCCCCUAAUGUUUUUCGAAAAUGCAAUUUCUAUAUACAUAUUCGAUGUAAAUAUUGUACAUUAAUUCAUUUAUUUCGCUUUACCUAAUUUAUUUAUUGAUAUAUUUUUUAUCGAAGAGUUUUAAAGCCAUAUUUUUGUUACUGUAUGCAAUAUAAUUUUUGUCGAGUGUUUUUUUUUUUGUAAUAAUUAUUUUUUUCUAUGCACAUUAUAUUCUCGUUUUACUUAAUCGAUGUGCCAUUUGUGUUGGAAACGUGCGGUGAUUUCGGUGAUUCCUAAAAAUUGUAUUUUUCGAAACGUUGCGUUAAUUUUUUUUUUAUGUUUCUCAUUCGAAAUUCUUUCUUGUAGGUUCUCGAAUGUUCUAAAGUAGGAUCGGUGUACGCUUGGCCGGGCGGGGCGCCGUUUGUUGCCGUCGGCUGUACCUUGUUGUUAGAUAUCGGGGUGUCGUGAGUGCUUAGUAAACGUGAUCUGUUAUUGAGUGUUCGCGUAUUUUUGCCUUUAUCGUAAGGUGUUAUGUCGGAUGGUGUUUAAGGGCGCGGUCUGCAUAAAAUAAACUACCCAAAUGUCUUAUGACUUAAGGCAUAAGGUACAUUUUGAAUAAUUAAAUUUAUUCGCCUUUCAAUUUAUGAAAAUUAAGUCGUUAAGAGAUGAUCCGUCAUUACAAAAGUAUGAAAGUAAUGGUUUCUUUGAGCCAACGAUUUGACUAAUACUCGAGCUAAUUUCAAAUAUCAUUAUGGGUAUUCUUUGUCACACGGUAUUACAGUGUGUUAUAAGCAUCGAAUCACAUCGUUUUUCGGCAUAUAGAAUCCCAUUCCAUGGUAAUUUUACGAAGGUAAUACGGUUGUGUUACGAGAUUACACUGACAGAGAUUAAGGCCCUAGGACGUUUUAAAAAGAUCUUUUGAGAUUAUGUUCGAGAGAUUUUCCAUAUAUUUUUUGGAAAAAACAAUGAUUUCAAGGGUUUCCAAAAAUUUUGAAUUUCUUAAUAGGCAUGAAUAUGCUAGAAGGCAAAACCUAGUCUAAAAUCAGAUACAGACAAGAAAAUGUAUUGAAUUUGAUUCAUUAAUGAAACAAUCAAAUAACAAAAUGGAAUAUUAGAAAUUGUUUAUUUAUUAUAAGUUUAGUUUUUGAAGACUUAGAAUCGACAUAGACUUCACAGGUAGCCAAUUGAUAUAUUUCUCAAGAAAUUAAGUUUUACAAAGGAUUUUUAUUAAAAACGAACUAAUCAAAUGUAUAAUAAAAUUAUGAAACGCGCAUUCGUAUGAAAACGCUAUUCUUAUGAAGUCGCUACGCUUAUGAAACCGCUCGUUCAGACCGCGCCGUGUAAUUAGUAGAGUGAUCAAUGUUGUGAUAAUUAAGAAUGCAGGCACCCGACGGCGCUCCGGCCGGCAAAACAAUUUUGCUAUGCGUCUCAAUUAAUGUAAAACACAGUUCAAAGGAAUGUGUCAUAUUUUAUAAUAAAUAACCAUCUAUGUAAUGA
Messenger RNA from Manduca sexta (tobacco hornworm), 10231 nucleotides. It is a transcript of the gene RhoGAPp190, whose product is annotated as rho GTPase-activating protein 190. The transcript has 38 exons. Gene Ontology annotation, molecular function: GTPase activity; GTP binding. Gene Ontology annotation, biological process: signal transduction. Bases 544 to 5394 code for a protein of 1616 amino acids. The record is from RefSeq and is a predicted model, not a curated record. Lineage: Eukaryota; Metazoa; Arthropoda; Insecta; Lepidoptera; Sphingidae.